AAUUCAGAUACUGAUGAAAGUGAGUUAGGAUCAAGUACGAUAUUUGCAACAAGAUUAAACAACCAAUUUAUAAGUCGCAUCUUUUAUGCCCCAUUGGGAGCUCACCAAUAUUGCGGAAAAAGCGGUCACGAAUACGAUUAUUACGCGUUCAGUCGCGAGGCAAAAAUCGAUUUCGAAAGUGUUUCAGGAACCCACGGAAAAGGAUUUAAACUAGAAUAUCAAAUCGCUAAUUGUUAUCGUAAUUUAACUGGUCAACAAGGAAAAGUGAAGACGAAAGUCGAAGGAACCGGUUGUACAAUAUUAAUAACAGCCCCUAUCGGAACCACCGUUUCUGUUUACUUUUAUAAUUAUUAUCUCGAAGCUAGCAAGACUUGCGAAGAUGAUAAGAUAGAAAUGUACGAUGGGCCAACUACAACAUCCACGAAAUUAGCCACUCAUUUCUCGGGAUAUCCGAAUCCGGUAUUUUCAACUCAAAACGUUGUUUUAAUACAAAUUACGAAACGGCCGAAUGCGACGGCUAAUAUGUUGGACUUCACUUAUACGAGUACCGAUAAAGGACGAGGUUGUGGGGGGGAAAUUUAUAGUUAUCAUGGGAUUAUUACCAGCCCUUUGUACCCGCAAAAUUUUCCGAAUAUAUCGGAUUGUGUUUGGGAAAUAAAUGUUCCGUAUGGAUUGGAUGUGGAAAUCCGUUUUAUACAAUUCUCAAUACCAAAUAGAUGCGACACCGAUUACGUAACAAUAACGACUUAUUCAAACAAAAUAUCAAAUGAACAUCGAUAUUGUGGAAACGAUGUUCUCCCGAAAUUGAGGUCGUCUAAAAAGGUACUUGUUAGAUACGUGACGAGUUUUCAUAAUGGGGCUGUUGGCUGGGUGGCUAACUUUGCAGCAAAGUUCAAUUAACGUACUUAAAGAAUACAUACACUCAAGAAUUAAUUAUUAA
This is a messenger RNA of Onthophagus taurus, 940 nucleotides long. The record is from RefSeq and is a predicted model, not a curated record. Lineage: Eukaryota; Metazoa; Arthropoda; Insecta; Coleoptera; Scarabaeidae.